Messenger RNA from Monodelphis domestica (gray short-tailed opossum), 2367 nucleotides. It is a transcript of the gene ANKZF1, whose product is annotated as ankyrin repeat and zinc finger peptidyl tRNA hydrolase 1. Gene Ontology annotation, biological process: ERAD pathway. Gene Ontology annotation, molecular function: protein binding. The record is from RefSeq and is a predicted model, not a curated record. NCBI's taxonomy places the organism in Eukaryota, Metazoa, Chordata, Mammalia, Didelphimorphia, Didelphidae.
AUGCCGCCCGACCCGGUUCGAGUCCCGCCUCCGGCCUCGGUGUCCAUAUUUGAUCUCGGUGCGGGUGCCCGGCUCCUGGAGGGCCUUCGCCUCGUGGGCCGAGCGCGGGGUGCGGCCUUGGUCCCGGCGGGUUCAGAGUCAGAAAAAGAAACCAGGCUCAGGGAGCAGGUGUACAAGGGGCAAACCGAAGUGUCUGAGCGAAUGUUUUGCUCAGCCUGUGUCCAGUCCUUCCAGAGCCGCCAGGAUCAGAGGGAGCAUUACAGAUUGGAUUGGCAUCGUUUCAAUCUGAAGCAGCGACUGAAGGGUCAGCUUUCCCUUUCGGCCCAUGAAUUCGAGAAGCAGAGCUGUUCAGGAGACCUCUCCAGCAUCUCUGGUUCAGAUGAUUCCAACUCCAGCUCCGACUCAGACACAGAAAAUGUGGAGUCAAAGGGCUUAGAUCCGUUGGAUGUGGAAGGGGCAGAGCUAGGAAGACCAGACCCCCUCCAGGGCUUUCACCCACACCGGGUCCUCUUCCAAAAUGCUCAGGGCCAGUUUCUCUCUGCCUAUCGAUGUCUCCUGGGGCCUCGGCAGGACCCCGAAGAGGAGGCAGAGUUGCUAUUGAAGGCCUUACAGGCUGGAGGUCCUCAAUGCUGUGUGGUACUCAUGGCAGCAGCUGGUCACUUUGCUGGUGCCAUCUUCAGAGGGAGAGACGUAGUGACACACAAAACAUUUCACCGGUACACUGUCCGGGCACGGCGGGGAACAGCCCAAGGACUUCAGGAUGCCCGUGCUGGAGGUUCUCGGUCUGCUGGAGCCAACUUGAGGCGAUACAAUGAAGCUGCACUAUUCAAGGAGGUUCGAGAACUGCUGGCAGGGCCAGGCUGGGCAGGGCCACUGGGGGAGGCAGGGACUAUACUGCUUCGAGCCCCCCGAUCUGGCCGGGCUCUCUUCUUCGGGGGCCGUGGAGCACCACUGCAGCGGGGGGAUCCCCGUCUCUGGCAUAUUCCCCUCGCUACCCGUAGACCUACCUUCCGAGAACUUCAGCGUGUGCUUCAGGCGCUGGCCAUGGUGCACAUUCAUGGAGAAGACCCAAGGGAAAUGGCCAGAUUGGAUUCACCACAGACUGAUUGGAAAGUGAAAAGUCAGAAAAAGACCAACAUUCAGGAGAAGGAUCCAGGUGGUAAUGAGGAGGUCCUUGGGCUAAGUGGGUCUGAAGGAGAAUGCAGCCCCCCUGUGGAGCUAGAGCUGGUGGAAUUGACACUGGGAACCCUGGAUCUUCGUGAGUUUGAAUUAUUGCCCAAGCGGAGAAGAAGAAAAAGGAAGAAGAAGAGCCAGGAGGUUGCGGCUGGAGUAGACACAGCUUUACAAUCCCCCCAAGAAACUGUGUCCCUUCCACAGAUAGUCCAGGAAAACAUGGUUCCUCUGCAACCUUCCCUGGAGGAGGUUGGAAUCACAGGGCAGCAAGAGCUGUGGGAUACUCUCUGGACAGCCUGUCGGGCAGGGGAUCUUGGAACCCUGAAGCACCAGCUGGAGGCUCUCCCCUCGGACACUAGAAUCUACUCUAUGCUCAGUGCCCCAUUGGGCUCUGGUGGUUGGACCCUAUUACAUGCAGCAGCUGCAGCUGGCAGGAGCCUAGUAGUCCAACUACUGCUGGAGAGUGGUGCUGAUCCCACCAUCAGGGAUUCCUGUGCUCGGCCCCCAUACACAGUUGCAGCUGACAAAAUGACACGGAAUGAAUUCCGCAAGUUCAUGGGGAAGAAUCCAGAUGCGCACGAUUACAGCAAGGCCCAAGUCCCAGGGCCCCUGACAGCAGAGAUGGAGGCACAUGGAGCUGCUCGGAGGAGGGAGCAGAAGGCGGCAAGGCGCCUCCGGGAGGAGCAGCGACGAAAACAGCAGGAGCAUGAGAAGCAUGAGCAAGAGGAACAGCAGAGAUUCGCUGCUCUCAGUGACCGUGAGAAGAGAGCUUUGGCUGCUGAAAGAAGGCUAGCUGCCCAGAUGGGAACUCAGACUCCCAGGUAUGGAGGCGCUGUUGGGUUUGUGGGGCAUCUCUUCUGGGGCUUGUCCCCUUUCACUACCUUGACUUCUCCUUUUGCUCUACACGGUGUCUACAGGAGCAUCGAAGGGGAAGACCACUCUCUUGAUCUCUCAUUACCCCUGUCCAGGCCCAUGGUGGGGGAAUGAAAGCUUCAGACUGGCUUUAGGUCUCUUCCCCCAACUUCUAGUCCACCCUCACUCAUACCUCUGUUAUGGUAACAAAGGAUGCAAAAUUAGCCAAAGUAAUAGAGGCUUGGAAAAGUCACAGCAAAAAUAGGGGCAAUGACAUGUGUGGAGGGAGAGGGUACUGUGUCUCUGAAAUUUAAUGCAAUAAAAUUUGAUAAAGAAACACUA